Messenger RNA from Pocillopora meandrina, 383 nucleotides. The record is from the annotation of a GenBank genome assembly. NCBI's taxonomy places the organism in Eukaryota, Metazoa, Cnidaria, Anthozoa, Scleractinia, Pocilloporidae.
AUGGAAGUCGCCAAAGAUUCAGGGGAAAGUUAUCUACCCAGAACUGUGUAGGAGAUAGUGUGUGGUCUGAAGCGUCAUUUGGGAGACAAAUAUGGCGACGAGGCGUUGAAUCCACUUGAUGCUGCGAAAAAAGGUACGGGAAAUUAAACACGUUGUUUUUUCUUGUUUGGUAUUUUUUAUUUCGGGAAUAGUUUCAGUUUUUCUUUAAAGUGACAUACUCUUGUUGGUGGAUUAAUUACAAUAGGUUCAGCAUUUUUCGGCGUGCCUUAGAUGCAGAGAUGAAAAAUGCUACCAAAGAAGGCUUCCAUAUCAAGUGCCAAAAGGAAGAGAAAGAAUUUGUUACCGCCGAAAAAGAAAGAAAAUUCUGGGAGAUGAACUUAUAA